AUGAUAUGGAGAUGCAACGAAAUUAAAAAUUGUCCAGGACGAGCGCAUACAAUGCAAGGAGAUAUAAUAAAAUCCAUAGAUAAUAAUCAUGUACCAGACGUUGCAAAAAUUGAAGCUAAGAAAACUAUAAAUCUAAUAAAGGAAUACGCAACAACAACAGUAACAACUACAAGAGCUAUACUGGGAGAAACGUCAGGUUAG
This is a messenger RNA of Macrosiphum euphorbiae (potato aphid), 201 nucleotides long. The record is from the annotation of a GenBank genome assembly. Lineage: Eukaryota; Metazoa; Arthropoda; Insecta; Hemiptera; Aphididae.